AUGUCGUCCCUGAAGGAGAAUGAGGAUCAGCAAUCCUCACCUAACACAGUCUUUACAACGCUCGUUCAAUAUCUCGAACAGAGCUUUCGGCAGCAUGGUGUGGUGAAGAUUCCAAUUGAGAUUGUUCUGCCUUUCCGGAAGACGUCCCUCACAGACGCAAACUUCCCUCUCCGUGACCUACACAAGGUCCUCGAAAAUGGUCGCCCCAAGAACAUUCUUCGUCUUGCCCCGGUCUCCCUUUGCACUAUUGCUUCGAUUGUCCUCCAGGUCCCUUACUCCCUUGUGCAAUUAAAGCUCAUCCACCUUCUCAUGGAUCUUCUACGGCAACACAGGAAUGAGGCUGCGUUCUCUGCGGUCCUGACACGAGCGCGUGCAACGUCCGUCACACCGGACGAUGUCAAAACCCAGAAAGAUCUCAUUUGCAAGAACAUGGCAACCUGUGUUCUUCGCCUCCUCACAAGUACCGACAAGAAUCAGCUGCUGCGUUAUACGAUGGCCCAACUCCUUGCUGUCGUACUGUACACAAGUCCGACUGCUAGGGAGAGCAAUGCUUCAGCCCCUGAAUGGCGUGCAUUGGCAUCUUUGAUCGAAACAGAUGAGAACUGCUUGCUGCGCGUACUGACCGCGAAUGUUGUACGGCAAAUGUCAUGUACAAAAAUGGAAAGCGCACUUUUCAAGAAAUCUUUGGGAUCAUUAAGGGAUAUUGACGCAUUCCCCGUAUCCGAACAAGCAGAUUCCGACUGGCUGAACCGCAUAAUGGAAUACGUGAACAUCUCCAAGGAAAGAUAUUCGCUGUCUAGAGAAAGAGAGCGUCUUUACAGAGUAAAGCGCUUUGAGUGCCAACAAGAUGGACCUCAAGCAGCGGCUGACCGCCCUGUCCUUAUUGCCGGUGUCUCGAGCGAUAUCACCCUCAUCAUGCCCGAAAACCCUGAUGCACCAACGAUGUUCUCAAUACCGAUCAUGGACUGUCUUUCGGUGAACAGAAUAUUCUCAGAAUCGGAGCCUUACGCCAUCGAACUCAAGUUCCCAGACAAUGUUGGCUACAGAAUCAAGAAUGGAACCAAGAAUGCUAUGGACAACAUCACAAUUGUUCUUCAAGAUGACGAAGCUGCAGACUUUCUACUACGAGAGAUUCAGGACCGACAAGUCUUUGCUGACACAUCUAUUCAUGAGGCUGAAUCCACGAGUAGGAAGAAUGAGAACCGAGUAUCGAUCUCGGCCACAUUCGUGGACUUGCAUGUGGACACUUCUGAGGCUUCGGCAGACGAGCAUGACAAACUUGAAACCUUUUGUACUGAGGCACAGUCAUCGGAAUUUGAAAUCUCAUCGCCUCUUGAAACCCUAUCUCAACGGAGCCUACAGCAGAAGGCGAGACCAGCGUCACGACCUGAACGGAAGGGGAUAGAUGCUUCAGCAGAAACGGGCGCCGAAAACAUUGGCAGUAAAGCAGCUCGCAGGCAAGUUGCAGGUUCCAACUCUGUCCACCAACCUUCUGAACACGAUUCACAAUCGAGAAUGCUUGAACCGGAUACGAAAGGUGCCAUAAGGCAGUCCGGGAAGCCAUCGCGACGAAAGAAGGGCUCAUCAAGCAAUAAGGAGGUAACAUCUCAGCGGGCACCAAGUUCCAAAUUGCCUGAGCACGGGCAAGCACCCUCAGAUCAAUCUCCGCUAAACUUAGAUACGACUGAAGCUAAUGAGCAAGCCAAUGUCAAGAAAACACGUAGCAUGCCCUCUGUAGCGCCUAUUCCCAGCGACAAACCACUCGUGGUGACUCAGAAGUUGAAGUCCAAGACACGGAAUCUGCACAACAAAGUUCCUCACAAGUUCACACAAACUCCAGCUAUAAUGGGCUUCCAGGACGGCAAUAUAUCUCAGGUUUCUCCUCCCGCAGCUCCAACGAAGCCAGCACUCAAAAAGAGGUCGUUAAAACAAUCAAUCACGGGUUGCAAACUUUCUCAGGCUCCAGUUCUAUCAGGAGCUCUUCCCAAUGAGUUCGAUCUCCCGUCUGUCGAUCAGGAGUCAGAACACUCCAAGAAAAGAGUCAAAAUCAAGAGCUCAAAACAACCUACUAGUUUCUCAGAGGCUGCAGGUACCGCAGGAAAAAGGACUGGAACUCCCAAGGUUUCUAACUCUCGGAACUUGGCGGAGGGGGUCAAAGGGCGGAAGAAGGUAGGAAAAUCAACCAACAAGAAGGAGCCUAAGACCGCAGCUUCCAAGCGGACCAGGCGCGCGAUCAAAAGUCAAGCAUAUGUCGAAUCUAGUGACAGCCAGAGUGAAGAUGCUCAGGCGGAUCAUGGUGACGCUCGGACAGAGAAGAAAAAUGAGCGCAAAGAGGACAGUGCAGAAUAUGCUGAAGACUCAUACCCGAUAAGCAAAGAGCAGGCAGAGGUCGCUCUGCAAGACUCUGUGCUCAAUCUUGACUCAAAGCUGCAGAAGAUGGUUUCUUCCUCAGGCCGAAAAGAUCCCAUCAGUCUCACAAGACAGAUUGUUGGAGCGAACGAGCCUGGCCCCGGCCAGAAGGCAACUCCUGUGCGAAUAAUACAACCUAUCAGCGAGAGCUCUAUUCCUCCAGUAAGCGAGAGCAAAGUGCGAAGAACUUCCAUCAUUAAAUUCGGGCCCGAUGGACCAAGAAAUCAAACCACCCCCAUCACACCUGCAGCGAGAGUAACAACUCAACCUACCCAAGGCCUUCUGGAACAAGGUCAAGUCACGCCCAUUGAGUUCCAAAAGCGUGUAUCUACCGAAAAAGGUAACAGAGAUGAGAACCCAAAAGGUGAAGGGAGCAGAAGGAGAACGAGUCCAGCUCCCGCGAACCGGACUACAGAUCUUGGAAACACCACGUCGGACAAUGAACAGCGGCUCGCCAGCCCCGCUGCGAUGGACAUGUGUGUAGAUCUUGUCACGCACAGCCCUGAGCGAAGUACUGUCAUGGAUGAUGACAAGGGGGCUCACAUAUCUCCUAAGAAGGACACUGGUAAAUUUUGUUUUGUUGACGCAGAUGUUCUCGACGUCCAGGACGUCCAGGACCACGUUAUUGCUGACAAUACUGUCGCGGAAAGUGGCCACAACGCGAACAAAACCCGGAAUGACGCUCUUGGUAUUUCUCGACAUAUUGAAGAGCGGUGUAUACGAAAAGUUGUUACUCGAGGGCUACGCCAGGAUCGUGUUGAAGCUGAUCGUGGUAUUACUACCUAUGAAGCAUCGUCUGAAUGCAGCUCGGUCGCUACAAGUCCUCAGAACCUUUCCAAGAUCAAACCCACCAACUCGAAGAACGACAGAAAGCAGACCAAAAUGACGACACACCCUGGUCAAUCUUCACAUGCAGCUACGCCUAAAAUGAGCACCAUCCUUAACACAUCUGCAGUCGACAACGAGAUAGAUGAGGAAGCACACGAUCUCGAAUCCUACGCGGAGGAAGACAUCUCACCUUUAGUGUCAUCCAACGAUGAUACCAGCAGGCAUGAUCCUGCCGAGUAUAUCGCCUCAGACUCUUCUGAUGGCGUCAUGGAACUUUCCACUACCAUGCAUGACGCCGGAUGCCAGACUCUGCAAAGCUCUCUAGAAGCUGCAUCACAUCCACCAACUCCACUUCCAGAGGAUAGUAUCUAUGCAAAGGUUCACACCAAACCGCAAGACCCAGUUUUUUCUCCGUUGCAUGAUCGACGGCGCAUUGGAGUCGCCUCCAUCGUUGACAAAAAUAAUUCGCUGAAUGGGAAAACCAUGAACAUGGAUGAUAGGAGCUCGAAUUUACGUCCAGGAGGUGAGGCUGAGAGCAUCCGUGAUGACACAGUGCUCCCGACACAGGAGGCGCUCGACAGGACUGAGGCAUCUGUUCAACCUAAUUACUGGAACGGCAGAGCUGUACCUUCGACCAGCAACGUCGGAAGAGGUGCACGAACAUCUCUGGGCGACCCAAUGAGAAGAGUAAAUGGUUCGAGGAAGGCUCUCCCAAGCAUGGCACCUCCACCUCCACCUACUCGUACCAAGCCUGAGGUUGAAGUCAUGCCACAUCGCGCACCUGCCUCAGAUCCCGCAGUUGCACCUGCCCCGCCGCAGGCUCCAUUCUCAAAAAGCGGCCAACUUCACCCUCUUCGUGCAAGCAUGUCCACAGUAAGUGUAGCGAAAGAUACUACAGAAUCCAGGGCAAAUGUACCCGUCCGCAUCAAGAGGAUCAUAACAUCAACGAACGAAAGCAAAGCAGCUACCAUAGCUGACUUGAAUACGCUUCCUGGUACACCCAUAUCUUUUUGCACCCGCCUCGACAUGGAUGCACCGACGUUUGACAUUUGUCUUAAUGGGCCAGAUUUGACAACGGAAGGUCGACCUUCAGCGGACCAAUCAGGUGAUGGGAACACCACACUGGUCAACGAGGAUCAUUCUUUCUUGUAUCGCUCUCCAAGGCCAUGUCGUUCACGGAUCCUCGCGAGAUCGGUGUCAACAGAAGCCAUGUCUCCUUCUGACAAGAAUCGAAUUAGCCCUAUGCACAGACGACAUGGGCCUGGGGCUGUGGAAGUGAGGAGCAGUCAACGUGGGUUGUUGGACAGCAUCAUGAAGAUCACUUCUGAUGUGCUGUGUCGUUUAGGCCAAGAGGAAGACGCCGUCAAGUCCAAAACCCACGAGUUUUUCCGGGGAGGCGACACGGUCAUUCAGACACUGACUGACAGCUGGAAUGAGCGCUUGGGUCACGAACACCGGAACCUUUUGACGAAGUUGGAGGAAGAGAAGGAUGUUUUGAGAAAGGCUUCGAAGCUGAUGAAAGAACAAGACGUGAACUCAUGGAAAGAAACAAUCUGCAACCCCAUCCGGAAGGAAGAGAGGGGCAAGGGAAAUGACAGCUUGACGGCAAGAAUCGAAGCAUUGAGGAACGGGCAUUGACGCAGGGUACAAAUGGAACGGAAUUAGAAUCACAACCAGAUUGAGGCUUUAGAUUGUGGUUUGAAGGAUGGGCGCAUGGAGUAUGG
This is a messenger RNA of Exophiala oligosperma, 4961 nucleotides long. RefSeq lists its product as uncharacterized. The record is from RefSeq and is a predicted model, not a curated record. The transcript is spliced from 7 exons. Lineage: Eukaryota; Fungi; Ascomycota; Eurotiomycetes; Chaetothyriales; Herpotrichiellaceae. Bases 1 to 4875 code for a protein of 1624 amino acids.